Messenger RNA from Aedes albopictus (Asian tiger mosquito), 3763 nucleotides. RefSeq lists its product as uncharacterized. The transcript is spliced from 2 exons. Bases 1096 to 2997 code for a protein of 633 amino acids. NCBI's taxonomy places the organism in Eukaryota, Metazoa, Arthropoda, Insecta, Diptera, Culicidae. The record is from RefSeq and is a predicted model, not a curated record.
CGAAUUUCGCCCCAAAUCGUAUUCGGAGUUGGCAGCACCCUCUCAGAUUACAACGAAACUUUCUGGGUAUGUACACCAAGACUAGAUAAGCCACUUUGCAUACUUAGUUUCUUCAAAAUUUAUCUGGACUGACUUUUGAAAAGGGCUAAACUUUUUUUAUGGAUUUUUUAAAAAUGUUUUUAAUAAAAAAAUGACUACUCCUACAAAAAAGUGUUGUAUGGGUGAUUAUCACAAAAUAAGUCAAAUUUUAAGAAAAAAAAUACUAAAAAAAAUCCAAAAUGAGCCCUACACUGAAAAAAAUCAUUUCUAAAAAUUCAAAGUUGAUUUAAAAAAAAACACCAUUUUUGAUUUUGAUGAAAUUUUGUCUCAAGACAGGUAAUUAUGUUCCCUACCAACCGUCCAUACAUCACAAGAUAGGCACUUUUAAGGAAAAAAAGUUUUUCUAACAAAAACUUUUUCAUGUCCAAAUUAUUAAUUUUUCAGUGUCUUUUUUUAAAAACAAACUAAACCAGUGAAGGUUAUCUAGUAAUCUCAAAAUGCAAUGAAACUUAUUGUGUCAUAUGCGACAAUGCAAUGCACCCAUAUUCACGCAGCAGCACUCUAGAAGUACGAAACAAUAUACAAUUAGAACACGCAUUUCAUACGUCGUGCUGCUGUAAUUUCUACCCAAACGUUUCUACCCCAUGUUCUUACCUAAUAUUAGGUAAGGCUAUUUAUUAGAUUCGAACUACCUAAUCGAAAAAAAAAAUCAAGAGUUGUACCUAAAGCAAAUAUGAACAAAACAAGAAAAUGAAUCAGUAUCAUUCAACGUGUUACUUCUCUUUGGUUAUUAAAGGCAGUUCUGAAAAGUAAUGGAUCAAUCGUAUAAAUCAAAAUUCAACAAAUUCAAGUGCAGUGCAAAAAUAAACAAUCCAAAGUGCAACCGUCAUAAUCUACGGGGCAUGUCAUUAAGAUUGAUAGAUAAGAUUCAUUCCAUGGGAUAUACACAUGAAAUCGACGAAUCGAUGAGUAUUUGUGAGUCAUGUCGUGGAUUGAUAAGUCACAACAGAAGCCCGAAUACGAAAAAAACGCCGAUCGGAUGGAAACGACGAAACUAUGCAACCAUCAUUUAGUGGGCAGCAACAUCAUGAUGUUCCAGAACCAGAACCGUCAACGAGUGGUCAACAAAUCGAACAUGAGCUGGAUAUGGUACCAUCUAUUCCAUCAUUGGAGUCAAUUCCGUCAACAGAUCAACUACAGGGUCCCCAUAAUAUUGAGAAGUUUAAUACCAUUGCUGAAACAUUGAGUUUAUCGCCAAUCUCAUCUAGAAACAUGAGAAGUAUGGAAUAUCGCAUAAACAAAUCAUUGCAGAUUACGAAAGCAGUUCGAAAAAAUAUCUUCGGAAUAGAUUCAACGGAUGUUGGCAAAGUGGAGGCGUAUGACGAGAUAGUUAUGCAGUUAAAGGAUAAGUUUAAUCACCCUACAACUGACAGAAGCGAACAGAUUAAAAUACUAUCUGUACUUCCUAAGUCUUGGUCGGUAAAUAAAAUCACAAGAGAGUUUAACGCACCAAUGUAUAUGGCGAGGCAGGUGAAGGAUCUUGUUUAUGAACAGGGUAUUCUUUGUACCACCGAAAAAAGAAGGGGGCAUGGUAUUGAUGACGAUACAAAACAAAUAGUAAGAGAAUUUUUUGAUGAUAAUGAUAUCAGCAGGCCAAUGCCAGGAACAAAUGAUUUUGUUUCUGAGGUUCGAAAUGGAAAAAAACAAGUUCAAAAACGACUUUUGAUGAUGUCGCUCAAAGAGGCUUAUAUGAUUUUUGUAGAUAUGUACAAAACUGUGAAUAUUGGUUUCACAGUAUUUACACAGUUGCGACCAAAGCAUUGUAUUUUACUUGAUUCUACUGGUAUACAUAAUGUAUGCAUAUGUACUGCUCAUGAAAAUGUAAAUUUAAUGUUCAACAGUAUAAGAAUUGUGUCACAAGAUGAAAUAAUACAAAAAAUGCUUUGCGAUAUUUCCACCAGAACAGAUAAUUGCUUUUUCCGUGCUUGUGAAAAGUAUGCUUGUAAUGAACACAUUGAAGAGGAACUUACAUUGAUAUUAGAAUCAAAUGACAAAGAAGAGAUUAUAUUUCAGCAGUGGUUGAAUACUGAUCGCUGUAAUUUAGAAACGAUUAUUAAACCUGUUGAUGAAUUUGUUCCGUAUCUUGUUGAUAAAAUUGACAAACUUAUAACACACGACUUUAUUCAUAAACAACAAUCAUCAUUUCUCAGAAAUAAAAAAGAUACAUUAAAGGAUGAUGAAAUUCUUGCGAUUUGUGAUUUCUCUGAAAACUAUUCAUUCAUAAUUCAAAACGCUGCUCAAGGAUAUCAUUGGAACAACUCGCAAGCAACAAUACACCCAUUUGAAAUUUACUAUAUGAAAGAUAAUAAACUUGUAAAUGUUAGCUUCAUUAUCAUAUCGGAAGUAAUGGCUCACGAUACAGUUGCGGUCCAGUUGUUCAUCUCAAAAAUGAUAGAUUUUAUGAAACAAUUAACGAACUUUUCUAAAAUUUAUUUUAUGUCUGAUGGGGCAGCAUCACAAUACAAAAAUAAGAAGAACUUUGCUAGUCUAUGUAGAUUCCAGUCAAAGCAUGCAUUAAGAGCAGAAUGGCAUUUUUUUGCAACGUCCCACGGUAAAGGUCCAUGUGAUGCUAUUGGUGGCACUCUCAAGCGAAUGGCAAAGAGAGCAAGUCUUGCUCGAGAUUAUGGAAAUACCAUAACAACUCCACGAGAGUUAUAUAACUGGGCAGUUGUACAGACAGAUAAAAAUAUAACUAAAUUAAAUUUCUGUUACGUAUCCACUGAACAGUACAUUAAAAUGUCAGAAGAUCUCGAAGAAAUAUAUAAUAACGCCAAAACAAUACCAGGCACUCAGAAAUUCCAUAGUUUUUUGCCUAUUCCUGGCGACAAAGUAAAGGCAAACAAGUAUUCUAAUUCAGAAGAUGAACCAAAAAUAUUUAGUAUGAUCGGAAAAAAAUAGAAAAGAACAUGUUUGAAAUUGGCUCUAAGACACAUACAUAUAUAUUUGAAAAAUUCAUAAUUAUAAAUAAUUGUAUAUUUAAAAGUGCACUUCAAUACAUAUUGCGAUCAAACAUUACAUUUCCUAAGAAAAUACAUUUGUAAUAUUUUCAGUUUUUUAUGUAUAGGAAAACCCUUCCAAAUGAUUGAAUAAAUAACACAAAAUCUCCUAGAAAAUUGAGUUUCAUUGGAUUCUGGGAUUGUUAUGGCCUUCACUGGUUUUAUUGUUGAUAACAAAAUACACUGAAAAAAAAAUCAUUCGAGCAAGAAAAAGUUUUUGUUAGAAAAACUUUUUUUCCUUAAAAGUGCCUAUCUUGUGAUGUAUGGACGGUUGGUAGGGAACAUAAUUACCUGUCUUGAGACAAAAUUUCAUCAAAAUCAAAAAUGGUGUUUUUUUUAAAUCAACUUUGAAUUUUUAGAAAUGAUUUUUUUCAGUGUAGGGCUCAUUUUGGAUUUUUUUCAGUAUUUUUUUCUAAAAAUUUGACUUAUUUUGUGAUAAUCACCCAUACAACACUUUUUUGUAGGAGUAGUCAUUUUUUGAUUAAAAACAUUUUAAAAAAAUCCAUAAAAAAAAGUUUAGCCCUUUUCAAAAGUCAGUCGAGAAAAAAAAUUAGAAAAAUGAGUAUGCAAAGUGGCUUAUCUGGGCAAGGUCUACACACCAAGAAAGUUUCGUUGUAAUCUGAGAGGGUGCUGCCAACAUUUGUUCGAGUUGGCGCGAAAUCCGUCAU